This is a messenger RNA of Epinephelus lanceolatus (giant grouper), 2631 nucleotides long. It is a transcript of the gene nkpd1, whose product is annotated as NTPase, KAP family P-loop domain containing 1. Lineage: Eukaryota; Metazoa; Chordata; Actinopteri; Perciformes; Serranidae. The record is from RefSeq and is a predicted model, not a curated record.
CUCACCACACCUUAGCUGCAUGGUCUGUCUGCUGCUUCUGUACAUUAGACGAUUCAGAGAUGAGUCAAAAUAAAGAUCAGGACUAACAUUUGGAACUUAAUCAGGUCAAAGGGAUUUUCUGUGAAAGCUGCACGUCCCACCACACAGUCAUCAUGGAUAAGGCAACAAAAGAUAAUAUUUACGCAUAUGCGCUGUCAAAGACGCUGACAAAAGUUUUGUCGCCUGCAACUGUAGGCCUCUACUCUUCAUGUCAGAAUCGAAUUAACAUGAUCCUCGAACAAAUGGAAGCGUGCACGAAGCAGGAAUCAUUAAGGAUAGAGCGGGAAAGCAAAGGAAGAUACAGACCUCGCCCAGUCCCGCCUUCAUUUUCUGGCUUUCUCGCACUCAUUGGCCGAAUGCUCUUCUACAACCCCAUUUGGACAAAGGAGAACCAGCACCACCGUAACAUCAGGUUCAUUUAUGUACAGUUUAGUGCCUGGCAUUUUGCAGGCAGUGACCUGCUUUGGGCCGGCUUGGCCAUACGGCUGCUUCAAGCAAUGCAGAUAAACUUUGGGAAGUUACAGCUUGUCGUCUACCGUGUGGCUCAAUAUGACGAGGAAGACGAAGUCAAGAAGAAGAUAGUGGAGGAUGGUCCUAACCAUUGGCGGUCCAAAAAGAUCUGCUGCUGCCCUCUGUGGUUUUUUGUCCUGUCCAUUAUUGCGAUACCAGUUUUCAUCCUGAUAUUCUUUUUGACUGUUAUCGUUCCCCAACAAGAGAUCCAAACAAACGGGACAGUGACUUCUUCAAAAGGCCAAACAGAUGUGCUGCAUGGCCUGCUCAUUGCCGUGUUAGGAGUCCCUGCAGCAUCCGCACUGAGGUUUGUUUUUAUGAUGGCUAAGAACCUCAUCGUAAACCUGGAUCUGAACAUCACGAAGGGGAUGGACAAUGAGAAGGUAAGCUGCCAACUGGGCUUCAUGAACCAAGUGAGGAAAGAAAUGUGGUUUCUGUCUCGAUUUAUCCAGUUUAUGGAGGUGUUUGAGAGGAGGAGGAUCCGUGUGGUACUGAAGAUCACCAAUCUGGACCGCUGCCCCCCCAAGAAAAUGGUUGCAGUUCUGGAUGCAGUCAACAUUCUGCUUUCAGAAGAGGAAAGUCCGUAUAUUUCCAUUCUGGCCGUCAACCCAGAUAUUGUUGUGCAGAAAGUGAACUUUGCAGAUGGCUGCUUCAGCAAACAAGACAGAGCUUAUGCACUGUUGAACCAAAUCGUGACUCUGGCCUUCACAGUCCCACCACUGUGCGAUGAUUCAAAACAGAGUUUAUUUCAAAGCCUCACUAGCAGUUCAAAAACCCCUCGGAACAUAAGCAUGAAUGUACUUAAACAUAGAACUGGGAGCCUUGUAAAGACAUCUUCCUCAGAUUUAUUUGGAGUGGAGAUUGCACAUGGAACUAAAGAGGCAUAUCCACUGAUGGAUAAGCCUAAAACUGCACUAGCAGUGGAUGUAAACGAGGAGGAGGUAGAGAAUCUGGUUAGGAGCAUCCUGACCAGCAACAAUACAAAGCUGAGCAAGUAUAUGGUAGAGGAUGCCAUGUCUAUGAGGAGGGCGAUCAACUCCAUUCGAGUAACUGUGAUAAUCUUGAAGGCCUUGAAGCAAGAGCUUCCUGAACCAGAAUACAUUGCAGCAUGGGUGAUCCUGGCCAAUCAGUGGCCUUGCCGCCUCAGCUGGAUCAUCCAGUGCGUGGAAGACACUCAGCAGAGAGCAGGUACUGAUGGUAUCAAUGAAGCCAAUGCUGAUGAUUCAAAGACCUUGUGGAAAGUCUUCAGUGAGUCCAGGGCAGAGCUGUAUGUGAUGAGCGGACAUAUCGAGGACCUCCUCGAGCAGGAUGGAGAUCCUGAGAUGUUUGAAAGACUUCUCAUGGUAGAUUUCCAAUUCACUGUAAAAGACUUGAAGACAUAUGAAGUGGCCAUGGUGAACCUGGACUAUUCAAUGAGGAAGGAGCUGGCUUACAUCAGAGGGACAGCCAGGCUGAAAGAUUCUGGUUGGAUGAGGGACCUAGCUCCUCUGCCAAUCACAACCAUCAUCAAAAUGAACACAGAGGAUGUGUGCAAAGAGUUGGGGAGAAUGGAAUUCCCCAGUAAGUAUAGUGAUAUUGUGAGAAGCAAUGACCUCCACGGUUCAGCACUGGUCUUCGGUGAUGCAGAUGACCUUAAAGCCCUCCUAGAUAUGACCUUUGGUGAAUGGGCAACUUUCAGACUUCACUUCCUGGGUUUACCAACACGUCUCCGACCACAAUACAGGAACAUGUCACCGACCCCCUCUCAGCCUCAGCUGUCAGCAACUCCCCUCCAUGUUCGACAUCACUACAUGAGUAACCCCAAUCUAGUUAACAGCCACAUGUAAGAAUCCAAUCCACUUCCAGUAAGUGCGUUAUCCCUAAAAAUAUGAUCUAACAUUUGUUAACAAUCUUUGUAGUAACAAUACACAGCUUGUGCAGAGUGUGAAGGAGCUUGUUAUAAACUCUUGUUGCUGCUUAGAAAAUAUUUAAUCUCCUGCAACCAUGUCAAAUAACUAUCACGUACAUAGCUUAACUUAAAGGAGCUAUAUGUAAGAAAUCUAAAGCAAAUUGUCGUAAAAUCAUCCUAAUAUGUCACAGAGA